GAAGUCGAACGAAUUAAAAUACAUAUAUAUACGUUUCUGUUUUCGUUUCGUUCUUUUUUAUUCCAAUAUUUUUUGUUCGUGUUUCUUUUGGUCAGUUUUUACCAAUAUAAACUUCAAAACAGUAUUAAAUGCUAGUGAAUAAAUAAACGACGAGUGAAAAAGUGAAUAAACAAUCGAUGAAAAGAAUAUAAUAAACCUAAUUGAAAGAAAGUUAAACGUAGCAUCAACAAAGAAGAGAAGAGAGAAAAAAACGGUUGCUUUAGCUGAUAAUUUUUGAAUUAUUCAACCGUUGAGUGUAUAGUGAAAUUGCGGAUAGUGAAAACAAGUAACUCACAGUUCCCCGAAGAAGAGAGAGAAAAAAAAUUAUUAACCAAACCGACAGAGUAGAUGAAAAUAGAAAUAAUACAAAGAAUCGUUAGUAAACAAGAGAGUAGCGUAUUGCAAGUGGCUGAUUAAAAGCUGAAAAGUUUGGUUGUUCUACCAUUCCAUCGGUUCAUCAGCAACAGCGGCGAUAAUAAUAAGUGCCAUUGUGUUUCACUCUCAUUUGGCCAGUGUGUUUUUUUUUGUGCUGUGCUGUGCAUGUAUACGUGUUUGUGCUCUUUUCUGAAUCAGUGUGCGUGUGAACGAGCAACGAGUACCCCACGGAAAAUCAAACAAAUCACAUCCUCGCUCGCCUCUCCAGAACAACUCAACACAUGCUGAUAAUGACAAUAGUGUCGUUCGAUUGCUAAACCAUAAUUUAUGUAUAGCCGCAUAGUUAUGCACUAAAUUUAAGACAGCCGAAGACCACAAAAUGAGCUAGCCCGCAUGACAAUAAAAUGAUUCUCAAUGUAUGCAUAGCACGGUCAACAUGCCGCUCAUUCAUCAAACUCCUGUUAAUAUUAACGCUGAUUGGGAUUCGUGCCGCUGAUACAACACCAUCAUCCGAUCCCGAUAUAUCAAAUGUUGAUGAUUUUCCAGUUUCAUCAACGGCCAUAUCGCCAGCUCUGUAUGGUUUGCAUCAUCAUCAGCCACAAUCGCAGCCGCAACAUCAGCAGCAACAGCAGCAAACGUAUCAAACACCACAGUUGCCUCCAUUUAAAUUCAAAUAUCGUGUGUACAAUGUGUCGAUUCGUGAAAAUAGUGUGGGCAAAACAUACGCUGCACAACCAUCAAAUGAGGCACGUAUGGGAAUUUCAUCGGCGCCUGAUAUCGAUAUUAAGUAUCGCAUUAUUGCCGGCGAUAAGGAUAAAUUAUUCAAAGCUGAAGAGCGUACCGUUGGCGAUUUCACAUUCUUAGCCAUACGCACCCGAACCGGAAAUGUAGUUUUAAAUCGCGAAAAAAUCGAUUCGUACCAUUUAAAAGUUCGAGCGACUGGCACACGACACGAUUACAAAACAAAAAUUGUACAAGAGGAUGAAUGUAUCAUUAAUGUAAUCGUGCUCGAUACGAACGAUUUAAGUCCAUUGUUCUAUCCAAAUGAAUAUGCGAUAACGGUGCCCGAAGAUAUGGCACUGCAUCAAAAUAUCGUUAAGGUGAUGGCAGAGGAUGCCGAUCUAGGUAUAAAUGGUGAAAUUUAUUAUAGUUUUUUAGAAGAGACUGAUUGGUUCAGCGUACAUCCAAGCAGUGGUGUGAUAUCGUUGACACGACCAUUAAAAUAUAUUGAAAAGUCACUGCACGAAUUGAUUGUAAUCGCCAAUGAUCGCGGCACCAGUCCAUCAAAUCGUCACAGUCAACCGAGCAAAGCCAGAGUUAAAGUCCGUGUGAAACAGGUUAAUCUACAUGCACCGGAAAUUUAUGUGCAAGCAUUGCCUGACAUUUUAGAAAAUUCACAUGCAAAUAUCUAUGGGAUUGUUCGUGUCGAUGACAAAGACAUUGGUAUUCAUGGUAAAAUAAAGAUUUUAGACAUUGUUGAUGGUGACCCGGACGGCCAUUUUCGUAUACGGCCCACAUCGAAUCUGGGCGAAUACAACAUUGAAGUGCAUCGUCUAUUGGAUCGCGAACGUACACCAAAUGGCUAUAAUUUAACACUACGCGCUGUGGAUUGCGGAACACCACCACAACAAAGCUACAAAGUGAUUCCCGUUCGUUUGGCUGACACAAACGACAAUGCGCCCGUAUUCAAUCGUGAAAUUUACGAAGUUUCCGUACUAGAAACAUCGCCACCGAAUUCACCAGUAAUUCGUCUCAAAGUGACCGAUCGCGAUGAGGGUAAAAAUGCAAUGGUUUCAUUGGAAAUAGUUGGUGGCAAUGAAGGUGGUGAAUUUCGUGUAAAUGCUGAAACGGGCAUGUUAUAUACAGCCGUUCCAUUGGAUGCUGAAUUGAAAGCAUUUUAUACGCUUACGGUGUCGGCCAUUGAUCAAGGCAACACAGGAACACGAAAACAAUCAUCGGCCAAAGUUAAAAUUAACAUUCAAGACACAAACGACAAUGAUCCGGUAUUUGAACAAGCAAAUAUGACAAUUUGGGUGGAUGAAAAUGAACCGGCCGGCACAAGUGUAACAAAAGUAUCGGCCAAAGAUCGUGAUAGUGGUGAAAAUGCAUACAUAUCAUACAGUUUGGCGAAUUUAAAUGAAGUACCAUUUGAUAUCGAUCAUUUUUCGGGUAAUGUACGAACAUCCAAGCUCAUUGAUUACGAAUCAAUGAGACGUGAAUAUGUGUUAAAAGUACGGGCCAGUGAUUGGGGCUUACCAUAUCGACGACAAACUGAAAUGUCGCUCACCAUCAAAGUGCGUGACGUCAAUGACAAUCGGCCACAAUUUGAGCGCAUUGAUUGUGUUGGAAGUGUACCACGUUAUGCAUCAAUCGGAACCGAAAUACUAACAUUGUCGGCUGUUGAUUUUGAUGCGGACAAUUUUAUUAGCUAUCGUCUUGUGUCGGGUAAUGAAGAUGGAUGCUUUAAUAUUGAUGCCACUUCCGGUACCAUAUCGGUUGGUUGCGAUUUGAAUGAUGUUCGCGUUGAACAACGAUUCAUCAAUGUUACGGCAACGGAUGGUCAUCAUUUUGCCGAUGUAAUGCCGAUCGAAAUACAUUUAGUAAAUAAUACAAAGAAUACAAUGCCAUUUAGUGAUUUGGGAAAAAAUUAUGGCAAGAAUAGCAAUAGAUACGGAGCUGCCGGUUCAACAGGUUCAUUUCAAUGUAAAGAGACGGGCGUCGCAAGACGACACGCCGAAAUGCUCGCAUUAGCUGAAACAAACAAUAUGAUUGGAAGCGGUACGGAUACAAAUAAUAGUGAAGAAUUACCGAUGAUGCCCAUUCGAUACGGCGAAAAUGUUCAUGCACCUGAAUUCAUUGAAUUUCCAAAUGAGAUAUUCAUAAACGAAACCGUUCGAUUAGGAACAACGGUAACUUGGAUAAAAGCUCGUGACCGCGAUCUCGGUUACAAUGGUAAAAUUGUGUUUGGCAUUUCGAGUGGUGACAAUGAUUCAGUGUUUCGUUUGGAUCCCGAAACGGGUGAAUUAAAAAUCAUUGGUUAUUUAGACCGCGAACGAACCGAUGAGUAUGUUUUGAAUGUAACCAUUUAUGAUUUGGGAAAUCCACAAAAAACCGCAUCAAAAGUGUUGCCGGUGGUGGUGCUCGAUGAAAAUGAUAAUGCACCAAUAUUUGAAAAAACAUUGGCUAGCUUUCGUAUUACCGAAAAUGCAUUAAAUGGCACCAUCAUAUUACGAUUGAAUGCAACCGAUGCUGAUAUGGGUGAAAAUGCACGAAUCACCUAUUCACUUGUCACCGAUACAAACGAUUUUCGGAUUGAUAGCGAAACGGGCGUUUUAUUCAUUGCAUCGCCGUUGGAUCGUGAACGCCAAGAAUUAUAUGAAUUACAAAUUCGUGCAUCAGACAAUGGUCAAAAGCGAGAUCAACCGCAAUUAUUUUCGGAUGCAAUUGUUCGUGUUAUCGUUGAAGAUGUAAAUGAUAAUGCGCCCGAAUUUAGCCUUAAAGAGUAUAAUAUUCGUAUUCGUGAGGAUAUACCAGUGCAUUCGGUGAUUGCAAUUACAACGGCAACCGAUUUAGAUUCGGGACCAGGCGGUGAAGUUAUGUACAGUCUUAGUGAUGAUAUUGAUCAUAGUUUUAAAAUUGAUAAAUAUACGGGAACAAUACGAACGAUAAAAGCAUUAGACUUUGAAGAACGGCAAAUUCAUAGUUUAACGGUUCGUGCAAUAGACCGUGGUACGCCAGCUAUAUCAUCGGAAACAUCGGUCAUUAUUGAAAUUAUUGAUGUGAACGAAAAUCGAUUUGCACCACAAUUUGAUGAUUUUGUAUUGAGCGGAAGCGUGGCAGAAAAUCAACCGGCUGGCACCCAUGUUAUGAUUGUCCAAGCCAAAGAUGCUGAUGCUCCAGGUCCUGAUUCACGCAUUUCAUAUUCGAUCCGAGGCGGUGAUGGACUUGGCAUUUUCACCAUUGAUAACGAAGGUGCAAUACGAACGACGUGCAUUCUAGAUUUGGAAACAAAACCACACUAUUGGCUAACUGUAUGCGCCCAAGAUCAAGCAGUUGUUCCUCUGUACUCAUGCGUUGAGGUGUUCAUUCAAAUCGAAAAUGUUAAUGACAAUGCUCCAUUAACCGAGCAUCCCGUUUAUUAUCCAUCGGUGGUCGAAAGUAGUCCAGCUGGUGUGAAAGUGUUGCAAUUAAUUGCUGAAGAUGGUGAUAAUGAUCCACAACAAAAAAUAACAUAUCGUAUUACGUCGGGAAAUCCAGAGGGAUUUUUCGCCAUAAACAGCAGUAGUGGAUUAAUAACAACGACUGCACGCAAAUUGGAUCGGGAAAAUCAAUCAGAGCACAUACUUGAGGUCAUGUUAACAGAUAACGGUAUUCCGCAGUUAUCGUCGACCACACGUAUUGUCAUCACUGUCGACGAUAUCAACGAUCAUUCACCAGAAUUCGACCAGAAAUUCUACAAAGUUCAAAUACCGGCCAAUGCGAAAAUCGACCAAGCCCUUUUCCAGGUGCUUGCCAUCGACCGAGAUACGGGCGAAAAUGGACAUGUUACAUAUUCGAUAAAAUCGGGCAAAGGUAAAGCAAAAUUUCGUAUCAAUACCGAUACUGGUGUUAUUUAUGCGGCAAAACCAUUUGAAUCGGAUGCUGAAUACGAUAUCAUUGUGCGUGCGGAAGACAAUGGACUACCAAAGAAAAGUCAAACCACAUUGGUUAGCGUUAUUGUGGUCGAUUCGCCGACAUCAAAGGAAAACAUCAAUCCACCACAAAUUAAAAGUGGCGACCAACAUGUUGAGGUCACCGAAAAUGAUAAUCCCGGCUUUCUCGUCACGCUCAUUCAGGCCUAUGACGAAGACAACGAUCAAUUGUGGUUUGAUAUAAUCGAUGGUGAUGAUAACAAUGAUUUCUUCAUUGGUCGUGACAAUGGCAACAUUUUAUUAGCAAAGAAUCUUGAUUGGGAAAAGAAACGUGCAUAUAAUAUAACAAUUGGUAUAUCGGAUGGUGUGCAUGCGAUAACAACGCAAUUGUACAUCAAUGUUAUCGAUAUCAAUGAUCAACGUCCGGAGUUCAGUGAAUCCAUUUACACUGUUGAAAUAUCAGAGAAUUUAGCCGAAGGCACUGAUAUUUUACAAUUGCAUGCCACCGAUUUAGAUGAAGAUAAAACAUUAUUCUUUAGUUUGCAUGCAGCACGAAAUCCAUCGUCGUUGAAAUUGUUUCGUGUUGAUUCGGUGUCUGGAAUUGUAUCAUUGGCACAAGAGCUUGAUCGUGAACUGAUGUCCGAACAUAUAUUAAUUGUAAUUGUUAAAGAUCAUGGAACGCCGGCAAAACGAAAUUAUGCGAAAAUCAUUGUACAUGUUACCGACCAUAAUGAUCAUGCGCCUGAAUUCACAUCGAAAUUAAUUCAGGGCAAAGUAUACGAAACGGCAGCGAUUGGCUCAAAUGUGGUGACUGCUUAUGCAACUGACCGUGAUAUUGGCGAUAAUGGUCGUAUUGUCUAUUCAAUUGUUAGCGGUAAUAUUGGCAGUGUAUUUGCCAUUGACAAUUCGAUGGGUGUGAUUAGUGUGGCAAAAGAGUUGGCCAUAAAUACAAUGACCGAAUACAUGAUACAAGUGAAAGCAAGCGAUUGCGGUAAUCCGGCAUUGUUUGCACAAAUACCCGUGCAAAUAAUUGUUGUUAUGGUUGACAAUGCACCACCAAAAUUCAGUCGCACCGAAACGGCUGUCGAACUAUACGAAAAUCUAUCGAUCGGUACAUUUGUCAUGCAUAUCGAAGCACGAAGCACAUCUUCCGUUCAAUUUGCCAUUAUCAAUGGCAAUAUUGAUGAUACAUUCUUUAUUAAUCCAUCAACUGGUAUUAUCACUACCAAAGAUUUAUUGGACUAUGAAAAAACCAAAUUUUACAAUUUAACGAUACGUGCAACAAAUAUGGCUUCCGUGUCGGCAACAUCAUCAGCUAUAAUUCACGUUUUGGAUCGAAACGACAAUGCACCGUAUUUUACACAAAAAUUGUACAAAGGUGAAAUAUCCGAAUCGGUGCCAAUUGCAUCAUUGAUUCUAGCCGUCAACGACACACUGAAAAUGGAUCAAAGUGUGCCAUUAGUAAUAAAGGCUUAUGAUAUUGAUGCUGGACUCAAUUCACAUUUGCAUUAUGAUAUUGUUGAGACGAUGCCACGUCGCUAUUUCCAUAUUGAUUCAACAACAGGUGCCAUAAAGACAGUGAUGUUAUUGGAUCAUGAAAAGAUACCAUUCUUCACGUUUCACGUAAAGGUAUCUGAUUUGGGUAAGCCUCGUUUGUCAUCCGAAAUCAUGGCAAAAGUUGAAAUCAGUGUCAUCGAUGUUAAUGACUGUCCACCAAUAUUCACACAAACCGAAUACAAUGUCACAUUGUUAUUGCCCACCUAUCAAAAUGUGGCCAUUCUACAAGUGAAUGCAACGGAUCGCGAUGAUAACGGCAACAGUAGCAAAACAUUACGCUACGAAAUUGUUGAAGACAGCAAUAAAGAUGGUGUAUUCGCAAUUAAUAGCCACACAGGCGUUAUAACAACACGGAAUAUCGAGCGAAUUGGUGAAUUUUACAAGUUACAGAUUCGCGUUACCGACGGCAAAUACACGAAUACCGCACUUGUAAAUGUUCACGUUGAAACAUCGGAAAAUUCUGGUUUAGUAUUCCAAAAGCCCAUCUAUGACGGAUCAAUUUUGGAAAAUUCAACAAAAAUCACUACCGUUACGGUGGUAAAUGUAAUCGGUGCUGCACUAAAUGAACACAUUGAAUUCCGUUUAUUAAAUCCAACCGAAAUGUUUCGCAUUGGUUUGACAUCGGGUGCUGUUGUAACAACCGGCAUCCGUUUUGAUCGUGAACAACAGCAAAAUCAUGAGUUAAUUGUUGAAGCACGUUCGUAUGCGGCAUAUCGUGAUAAACCCCGUGUUGCCCAUGUCAUUGUAAAUGUAACCAUUCUUGAUAUAAAUGACAAUUGCCCGAUGUUUGUCAAUUUACCAUAUUAUGCAAUUGUAUCAGUGGAUGCUGAACGCGGUUCGUUGAUAACAAAAGUACAUGCACUGGAUGCGGAUAGCUAUGAAAAUGGUGAAGUUCGCUAUGAAAUGAAACGUGGACAUGGUGAACUAUUCAAAGUUGAUCGUAAAACGGGUGAAGUGACACUUAAGCAAACACUCGAAGGACAUAACAGGGAUUUUGAAUUGUUAAUUGCAGCUUAUGAUGGUGGCAUUACACCAUGCUCCACUGAUGUUACCGUACAUGUUAAGGUAAUCGAUAAAUCAAUGCCAGUUUUCAGUAAACAAUUUUACUCGGACAUUGUACCGGAGAAUAUUGAAUUACACACACCGUUGUCAGUUGCAAUCCAAGCCGAAAGUCCCCUGGGCCGUAAAUUAAUUUAUACGAUCGUUAAAGGAAACGAACUUGAGGAGUUCAGCGUUGAUUUUAACACAGCGCCAGACAGUACAAAUGGUCUUUGUGCCAUUUAUGUGGUGGAUGAUUUGGAUUACGAACGAAAGCAGCAUUAUGAAUUGGUGAUUCGGGCAACCGAUUCGGUGUCUGGUGUUUCGGCUGAGGUGCCUGUAUCGGUGCUCGUUCAAGAUGUUAACGAUUGUUUGCCGAUUUUUGAACAGGAUAGCUACAAUGUUACCGUAUCGGAAGGUGCUACAUUUGGUACGGCCAUUCUGAAAGUGGUCGCCCAUGAUAAUGAUACCGGCAUUAAUCAAAUGGUCACGUAUGGCAUUCAAACGGACAAUAAAAAUACAUCGGAAUAUUUUCAAAUGGAUCCAAUCGAAGGUGUUGUCUAUUUGAAAAAAUCAUUAGAUCAUGAACAAUUAGCUGCACAUCAUUUUACGGUUAUUGCCAUCGAUAAGGGUGUACCGACUCUCAGCUCAACGGCUCACGUAUGGGUUAAAGUUAUGGACAUGAAUGACAAUCCACCGAAAUUCGAGCAAACAUCGUACAGUUGUUCGCUGUCUCAGCAUGCGGUACGCGGUCAAUUUGUGACAAUCGUUUCGGCCAGCGAUCCAGAUUAUAUUGAUGCUGAUAAUUUGAUAUAUUCAAUUGCCGAAGGGAAUGAGUUGCAAACGUAUGCAAUUGAUCCGAUUAGCGGCAUUAUAACAUUGAUCAAUAUGCAAAAUUUCGCCGAAAAUCAUUCAACCAUUCUGAAUAUAUCGGUAUCGGACAGUGUCUAUACGAGUUUUAUACGCGUACAAAUCAACAUAUUGCCCGCAAAUUUACACAAUCCCGUGUUUCCGCAUCUCGUCUACGAUGUCAAAAUUAAUGAAAAUCAAAUGGCCGGCCGUCUAGUCAUAACGGUGAAUGCCAUUGAUGAGGAUUUUGGUGACUACGGCAUGUUAACAUAUGACAUUUUUUCCGAUGAAAUGAAGGAAUAUUUUUCAAUCGAUAAAACAAAAGGGGAAAUCGUUACAAAAAUUCGACUUGAUCGUGAAGAGCAGAAAAUGUACGAGGUUCCAAUCAUUGCAACGGAUGGUGGUGGUCGGUCGGGUUUUGCAAACGUUAAAAUCCGAGUUGGCGAUCAAAAUGAUAAAACACCUCAAUUUUAUUUGCGUGAAUAUAAAACAUCAAUUUAUGGAAAUUUAUCAAUGAAUGCAACCUUUUUGAAUAUAAAAGCAUUUGAUGCUGAUGAAAAUCAAAAUUCAGUCAUAAAAUACAGCAUUUACGAUACACAGAAUACGGGUGUCAAAGAUUUAUUUAGCAUUGACGAAGAUACGGGUGCAAUGUAUUUGAGCAAAUCGGCCGAUCGAUUGGAGAAUCAAAUGUUUCAAUUUUUUGUACGAGCUCACGAUGGCGGAUCACCAUCGUUGCAUGCUGAUGUUGCGGUCGACGUUUACAUUAUGUCACAAUCAGAUGUGGCACCAAAUUUUGAAAAACGAGAACGUGUCCUAUUUAUUCCAGAAAAUUCAGCACCCGGAACGGUGAUAACUCGACUCAAACUAACCACCACAAAUGUUACUGCCAAAUAUCGAAUUGCAUCGGAAAUGAAUUUGGAUGCACCACAAUUUACAAUAACGGAUGACGGUGAAUUGAGUUUGGCCAAAACAUUGGAUCGCGAAUUAAAAGAUACACAUUAUAUUGGCAUUUAUGCAGAAAGUGAUUCAAGUCCAUCGCUCACGGCAUUCUGUGAAAUUCUAUUGCAUGUUCAAGAUGAAAACGAUAAUGGACCGAUAUUUGAGAGUAGCCGAUACUAUUUGAAUUUGGCCGAAAACAUUGAAAAAGGUUCAAUGAUUAUGAAGGUGAUGGCACGAGACGCAGACACCGGUUCAAAUGGUGACAUUCGUUAUGCAUUUGAUAGUAAUGCCGGUGAUAUAUUGAAUAUAUUUGAUAUUGAUGUGCAUACCGGUGCGAUUACAACGCUUGUCUUAUUGGAUCGUGAACAAGUUGAUGAGUAUAAUUUUCGUGUGAUUGCCAGUGACAAUGGACAACCAAAACGUAACGGUGAAACAAUGGUAACCAUUAAAAUAAAAGAUUAUAACGAUUGUCCGCCAACAUUUAAAAAUAGCAGCUAUUCGACGAAAGUUAGUGAAGAUGCAUUGCCCGGCACCGUUUUAUUGCAAUUGUCCACAACGGAUCGCGAUAAAAUCGAAACACCCGUCGAAUUUUAUAUUUUGUCGAGUGAUUCACAAUCACAAUCGGUUUUUCAAAUUAGAAACACCGGCGAAUUGUAUGUGGCCAAAGAAUUGGAUCGUGAAACAAUACCAAACUAUACGCUAGACAUUAUAGCAACGGACGGAACAUUUACAACACAUACAAAUGUUACGAUUGAAGUGCUUGAUGCAAACGAUAAUCCACCGUAUUGUUUGAAAUAUCGUUAUGAAGAAACGCUUAGUGAAGGUGCACACGUUGGAAGCUUUGUACUGUCGGUAUUAGCUACCGAUGCAGAUGAAGCGGAAAAUGCAAAGCUUCGAUUUUAUUUAACCGGUGAUGGAGACGACGAUUUUAUCUUGGAUGAAAGCUCAGGUCAUUUGCGAACAGCCCGACAAUUGGAUCGAGAGAGUCAAUCACGUUAUCAUCUUAUCGCUCAUGUUCAAGAUCACUAUCGGUCAUGGGAGUGUUCGUCACAAAUUGAAAUUAUUGUAUCCGAUCUAAAUGAUAAUGCACCAGUAUUUUCACUGCCCGUCUAUACAGUUUCACUGCCCGAAGAUGCAGAGAUCGGCACAUUAGUAACGAAAAUGCAUGCAACCGAUGCAGAUAUUGGCAUUAAUCGAAAGAUUAAUUACACAUUCAUCGAUUCGCAUAAGGAACACUUUAAAAUUAUUCCCGAUAGCGGUAUUGUUACGUUGGCCAAACCAUUGGAUCGCGAAGAAAAGGAAAUGUACAAUCUUACAGUGCAAGCGUUUGACCAUGGCAAUCCAAAACUGUCAUCAAUGGCUUAUGUCAUUGUUAACGUUCAGGAUAUCAAUGACAAUCCACCUGAAUUCACAUCAAAAUAUUAUGCGGCAAGCAUAACGGAAGACAGUCCAAUCGGUUCGGAAGUGAUUCGUGUAUUGGCCACAUCAAAAGAUACCGGCCUAAAUGCCGUUGUAAAAUAUGCCUUUAUUGGUGGCAACGAGCAACGAAAAUUCCAAAUAAAUAAUGAAACUGGCGUUAUUUUUGUCGCUGAUACAUUGGAUUAUGAACGUGUCAAAGACUACUUCGUAACAAUUCAAGCGGUUGAUUUGGGUGAACCACCAUUAAGUAAUUUGGCAACGUUAAACAUUUCGGUAAUCGAUAGCAAUGACAAUCGGCCACAAUUCACACAAACAUCAUACAAUGCACGAAUUCGUGAAGAUUCAAUGGUUGGUGAUAAAAUUCUACAGGUUCAGGCAAACGAUUUGGAUUCGGGUGAAAAUAGUCAUAUCAGCUAUAGCAUCGUACGUGGUGAUCGUUUACAACAAUUUAGCAUUGAAAAGAAUACCGGUUACGUAUCAGUGGCAGCCGCAUUAGAUCGCGAAUCAAUAUCAAGUUAUGUUCUUGAAGUUGAAGCAUUAGACAACGGUGUACCGCCUCUAUCAUCUUAUUCAUUGUUGAACAUUGAAAUUUCGGAUGCAAAUGACAAUCCACCAUUGUUUACGCAACCCAAUUACACGGCAUUCGUGCAAGAAGACAAACAAAUUGGACAUAAUCUAUUGCGAUUCGAAGUGACCGAUGCGGAUGCACCACCAAAUGCUGAACCAUUCACAUUUGAUAUAAUUACAAAGGAUGCCGCAUUCGUUGUACAACAAGAUGGUACACUAAGAACGGCAACACGAUUCAAUCACAAAGUAAAAGACAGUUAUUUAUUGCAAGUACGUGUAUUUGACAAUGGAACACCAUUGUUGCAUUCAGACACUUGGGUGACCGUAAAAGUGAUCGAAGAAUCACAAUAUCCACCAGUUGUUGUGCCACAAGACAUUUCGAUCAAUGCAUUCGGCGAUGUAUUUCAAGGCGGUGCAAUUGGCAACAUCUUUGCAAGUGAUCAAGAUCAAUAUGAUACAUUAACAUAUGAUUUAACACAAACAUCGGGUGUUCUAUACACGCCAAAGAGUUUAUUUAACAUUUCGAAAACGAAUGGCACACUUUACGCACUACCAAAAUUGGAUGUUGGUGAUUAUCGUGUGAAUGUCACAGUUACCGAUGGUAAAUUCACUGUAUAUACCAUUAUUAAAAUAUCAGUGGAUUUAGUCACCGAUGAAAUGCUUGAAAAUUCCGUAUUGAUACGUUUCACCGAAGUAACACCCGAACAAUUUGUUCUCAGCCAUCGCAAAACAUUCAUUCGUUCGAUUCGAAAUGCAAUUGGAUCACGAUUGAAAGACGUUAUAAUAAUUGCUGUACAAAUAUCCGAUGAUUCAAAUGUAAUCGCUCAUCAUCGAUACAGUCGCGAUUUGCAAAACAUUUCAAUGGUUUUGAAUGAAUCAACGAAAAUGAAUGAUCCACGAAAUAAACGACAAUUACAACAUGAUUUAGAUGUAUUAUUUGCUGUGCGAAAACAUCAAUUAAAUCCAACUUCAACGACAUAUUACAGUUCGGAUGAGAUUCGAACAUUUUUGGAUGGAAAAAUUAGCGAAAUUGAAAAAUUGACCGAAUUAUCGGUGGACGAAAUUGUUCAAUCGAAAUGCUCAACGAGAUAUUGUGAUCAUGGUAAAUGUGAAGAUCGAAUGCAAUUGGAUUCGACAAAAAUCAAUACGGUGUCAUCGGAUGUGAGUAGUUUUGUAUCGGCUCAUUUUGAACAUACAACACGUUGUCGAUGUGACAUUGGCUACGGCGGUGAAAAAUGUGAAAAUUCGGUAAAUGAUUGUGCAAGUAAUCCAUGUCCAAGUUUCAAAACAUGUGUGCCAGACUUAUCGCCGCAAGGUUAUUAUUGCAUAUGCCCGAAAGGAUUUGGCGGUCCAAAUUGCGAUAAGGAUAUUAUCAAAUGCACCGAUGACAGUUGCUACGUUCCAAAGAAUCCGAUUACGUUCAAUGGCAAAAGUUAUAUUCAAUAUCGAAUGGAAAAAACGGCAACGAAAAAAGCACUUGAAGAGCAUUUGGUAUUUUCGUUGCGCAUACGAACCGUUCAACCGACCGGUAAUUUAAUGUUUGCAGCUGGAAAAAUUGAUUUUUCAAUUUUGGAAAUUCAAAAUGGUGUCGUUCAAUAUCGUUUUGAUUUGGGUUCGGGCGAAGGUUUGAUCACGGUGACCAGUAUUUAUGUAUCAGAUGGUCAAUGGCAUGAUAUACGUCUGGAGCGUGAAGGAAAUAGUGGACGAUUAGUUGUCGAUGGUAAACAUGUUGCACAAGGUAAUGCACCGGGCGUUAAUGGUGUAUUGAAUUUACAAUCGAGCGACAUGUAUUUGGGUGCUGAAGUUAAACAGCAUCCAAGCGUUUUGGGUUUCGAAGAUGUUCAACAUGGAUUUAUUGGUUGCAUGGACGAUAUUAAUUUGUCACGCAUUCCAUUGACCAUUCACAAUGCCGGUACAAGCAAUUCAAUUGCGAUUCUAAAACGUACUGCCAACAUUGAAUUCAGUUGUGAUGCAUCCGUGGUGCUAAAACCAUUGGGCGUCUGUGGUACGGCACCAUGUUUGAAUGGUGGUACCUGCAAAGACAAUGGUGGCGAUAGUUUUGAAUGUAUUUGCCAUUCACGAUUCACUGGCAAAUUUUGUGCAGUCGACACUGAUCCAUGUGCAUCAAAUCCAUGUUUGUUUGGUGGUAAAUGUAGAGGUGAAUUAUUGGGAAACUAUACAUGCGAAUGUCCACCGCGAAUGAGUGGCAAACGUUGCGAUUUUGGACGUUUCUGUUCACCAAAUCCAUGUCGAAAUGGUGGUGUCUGCGAAGAAGGUGACAAUGGACCGUUGUGCAUGUGUCGCGGCUAUAUGGGACCGACGUGUGAGAUUGAUGUUGAUGAAUGUGAAAAGAUGCCGUGCGGCAGUGGUGCUACCUGUAUAAAUGAAGCGGGCAGUUUUCGUUGCAUCUGUCCACCGGAUUUGACCGGUGCCAGUUGUGGUGAUCCAUUAUACUCCAAUUCGAUAACAACCCAAUUAAAAAAUAUUUCGAUUGAACAAAUCAUUGGCGUCAUAUCUGGUUUAUCUGUGAUAUUUUUUGUACUAGUUGUAUUUUUAUCGUGUCGUCUGUGUAAACGACGUCCAUCUCGACCGCAUACAAAUAACAUCAACAAUGAUACGCGCAAAGAGAAUGCAAUAUUGGUCGGUGUAACACGUGACAAUGGUGAAUUUAAGCGUAAUUCAAAGAUGAGCAACAUUGAAAUCAGUCAACGAAACGAACAACGGCCCACAUCAUUCACCAGUGGCAACGAAGCAAACGCACCAUAUGCAUGCAAUAACGUAUUUGUGAAUAAUUUGGAUACGUUACGUAGUUAUGGAUCGGCCGGUGAUGAACUCGAAAAUGUACCACCCGAAUAUCGAAAACCGACACGUAUCAAUCAACAAGUCAACUUAAAUGGACAUUCGGCAAGCGAUACAGAUCCAAAACAAACUUGGUCUGAUUAUCUGCAACUCCAAUCAUUCACUGACAAUAAAAUCAAUAACGAUCUCAAACGAGCCAGUCCAAUCAGUAGCACGGCUGGAUCGGAACAUCGAUGUGCCACAUUGAAAUCGAGUGGCGUUUUGCAGGGACGCUUAUUGAAUGUACCAUUGCCGAAUCCAUCGAUGCAAUACCAACCGUCGACACCGGGGUCGACAGCGGCAGCAUGCUCAACGAUAUCAAAUAGUGGCCCCGGAGUCGGUAAUCUAGAAGAUUCGAACAGUGAACAUCAUGGCGAAGCAUAUCAUUGGGACUGUUCGGAUUGGGUGAGACGAAGCCAUAAUCCUCUGCCAAAUAUUACAGAAGUGCCCGGAAGUGAAGUGCCAGAUUCAUCUAGUUUUCAUAGUAACGAAAGCAAUGAAUCACAAUGCAAACAAGUCUAUCAAUCACAAAGAGCCAUUGCUGAUCAACAGCGAUGUCAGGCAAAUGUUACCGAAGAAGAUGAAAUCGACACCGAAUUCAAUGAUUCUGAAUUCGAGAGUGGAGAUCGAGCAUCAAUCGCAUUCACCAUAAAUUCAUCAAUUCCAACAUUAAAUCCAUUAGAUAGCAGUAGUGAUGAUUAUCGUUUUGCAGCUGCUGAGAGUUACUUGAAACAUCCGAAUAGCUAUUUGCCGAAAUACAACGUUCAGUCAGAAACAGAUGGUGAAACGACACCUUUAAAUGCCAAUGGAGAGAAUCGAAAUUCAGGCGGUUCGAAUGCAUUCGAAUCAGAAGAAGAGCUUGAUGAUGAUCACAUUGAAGAAGAAGAUGAAGAGGAUGAUGAUGACGAUCAAGAUAUUCCAGCAUAUGGAUUUCCUCGAAACAGACGCGAACCCAGUGACAUUGAUUUCAUAAUUAGUAACGCAGAUGAAAAUAGUUCAUUGCUUCGUCAACAUCGUAAAAGCGCCAAGACAUCGACAAUGAAAUCAAAUUUUAAGGAUGAUUUAAAUACGUCAAAUACAACAACUGCAUCAUCAUCGUCGGGAUCAUCCGGUGGAAAGAGUGUCAAAUGGGCCAAUAAUAUACAAACUACACAAGUCUGAUUAUGAUCGUAUAGAACAAUCUGAACACUUAUCAACGUGCUAUCACAGGCAAUGCCAUUCGAAGAGUAGCCAAAAUACUCGUGAUAACUAGCUGCAAACCAUUAGAAAAAAAUAUAUAUUAUAAAAAGUCGAAUUCAUAAUAUAUAAGUAGUCGAUUCGAAAUGAAUUUCAUUUCUCUUAAUUCACCAACGAUCCGCGAAAAAUUCGAACGAUCCCUCAAAGAAAAGAAAAACACCGGGAAAAUGUGUAUUCAUUUUUCGAAAAAGGAAAAAUCCUCUUGUAAAAUAUGAACAAACAAUAUUUAAGUUUAAGAAUCAAUUUUUUUUUUCUAAUUUUGUGACACACUCGAAUCGAAUAUGUAUGUAAAAGAGAUGAAAACAUUAGGAAAAUAAUGACCAAAUGAAAGAAAUGAAAAUAACCGACAACAACCAUGAUUGGAAAUAACAGCUAGUUAAAUGACAAUCCAUGAUUUAAGUUUUUUAUAUUCUAUUUCUAUGUAUACAAAGUGAACAACAACAGAAGAAGAUGAAAAAUGCAAAAUAUUUAGCAAAAUUAUAAAUAAUUAGCAAAUAACACGAUAUAGAUACUUUCACGACACUAAUUGCCUGGCCCAAAUAAUGGAAAAUGGAUGAAAAUGAAAAUUCGGUUGGUUCUACAAGAAUUUAAAUCUAAAAAUGAUCACAAAUUAAGAAGAAACAAAUAUCUAA
Contarinia nasturtii (swede midge) is the source of this 16120-nucleotide messenger RNA. It is a transcript of the gene kug, whose product is annotated as fat-like cadherin-related tumor suppressor homolog. The transcript has 32 exons. The coding region runs from base 819 to 15413 and encodes 4864 amino acids. Gene Ontology annotation, molecular function: calcium ion binding. Gene Ontology annotation, cellular component: plasma membrane. Gene Ontology annotation, biological process: homophilic cell-cell adhesion. The record is from RefSeq and is a predicted model, not a curated record. Lineage: Eukaryota; Metazoa; Arthropoda; Insecta; Diptera; Cecidomyiidae.